CAUCGGUUCGCGUCCGUCGCGUCGCGACUCGCGACUACACGCGCAGACGCCAGCCGUGCGUCGGUCAAGCCGGUUUGUUUGCGCUCGGUGGCUAUUUUUUCCCGUCAACAUUUAUGUACACGUUGUCAGUCAUUCGGUAGGACAACCAGAAGAAGAGUUCAAACAGAGAGAUUGCAAAUUUCACUAAUCCGGAGUGCAUUGUCUAGUUUUGCGCAUUGUCAGCCGGAGAAGAAUGGUGUGCAAUCGCAAUAUAUUUGCUCUGUUGGUUUGCUUAACAGCGGCGUUGGUCGCCUGGUUCUUUGUGAUCAACGAGAAGCGGGAUGUGGAACGGGCUCGUCCAGUGGGAGCUGUUGCUUCCAACGCCUACGAAUGCGCCUCAGUGGGAGCGGAUAUUCUACGCCAGGGAGGGUCCGUGGCGGAUGUGGCCGUGGCCAUGAUGAUCUGCGAAGAAGUAGCUUGUCCGGAGAGUGCUGGGAUUGGAGGUGGAUUUCUACUGACGUACUACCACCGGGACUCGGGUAAGGUUGAGGUCUUCGAUGCUCGGGAGAUUGCAGCUCAGGCGGCCUCGCAGGACAUGUUCGUUGAUCACAAGAAUGGAACGGCGCACGGUGGCUUGGCCAUAGCCACGCCUGGAGCCUUGAAAGGUUAUUGGGUGUUACAUCAACGUUACGGCAAGUUGCCUUGGAGGCGGUUGGUGGAACCUUCGAUUGAGCUUUGCUUCAGUGGGCAUACGGUAGAUCCGUACAUGGCACAGGCCUUGCAGGAAAGGCGAGAGAAGGUUUUGAACACUCCAUCUCUGCGAGAGAUAUUCGUCAAUCCGGAGACGGAGGAUGUCUGGCAGCUCGGCGAUCGUUUUAGGAGACCCUUGUUUGCUGAAACCCUCAAGAUUGUGGCAGACGAAGGCGCUGAUGCGCUGUAUUCACCAUCAGGCACUCUUUUACCACAAGUUUUGUCAGAUCUAAAGGAUUUCGGAAGUAUUAUAACGGAGAAAGACUUCUAUGACUACGAACCUCGAUGGCUAUCUCCAGUGUCCACAAAACUGCGUGACGGGAAAACGGUUUACAGUGCCGCUCUUCCAGGAGGUGGAACCAUACUGGUUCAUAUGCUGAACGUUCUAGAUGGUUUCAAUAAUCUCAGUCCGAAUGAUCCAACCACUUGGCAACGCGUAGUGGAGACUUUCAAGCAUGCUUACGGUGUCCGUACCAGACUGGGAGAUCCCCCAUUUGUAACCGGAAUUGAGGACCUUAUUCGAAACCUGACCAGCCAAGACUAUGCCGACUACAUAAGGGACAAAAUCAGAGAUGAUAAAACUUACUAUGACUAUGACUUCUACGGGGCAGAUUUCACAACACCGGAUGAUCGAGGAACGGCCCACGUAUCGAUUCUAGGUCCAAACGGAGAUGCCAUAGGUGUCACCAGUACCGUUAACGAUUUCUUCGGAGCCCACCUGCGGUCCCCCCGAACCGGAAUCAUCUUUAACGGCGAAAUGGACGACUUUUCAACACCCGGCGUCAUAAACAUGUUUGGCGUGCCGGCAUCUCCGGCGAACUACAUUGCACCCGGGAAGCGGCCGCUUUCUUCCAUGUCGCCGACGAUCGUGAUCGAUCCCAGCGGGGACGUGCGUCUGAUAGCGGGUGGUGCCGGUGGUACCAGAAUCACAACCGCAACCCUUCAGGUGUUGUUGAGGAAGAUUCUUUUCGGGCAGAGUUUGCAGGAGGCAAUGGAUGGUCCCAGGGUGCACCAUCAGCUGGCGCCGAUGGAGGUAGAGUACGAGGGAGCGGUGGAUCCUCGGAUCAUCGACGGGCUGAUAGCGAGAGGGCACAAGCUGAGGAAGGUGAAACGGGUUGCCACGAUGACUGCUGUGGCGAGGGAAGAUGAUGGGCGGGUAGCGGCAGCUUUUGAUCCCAGGAGGCCGGGAAGUGUUGAGAUUGUUGAGUUUUAAAUGAAUAAACGAGGUAUUUGGAAACGUA
Aedes albopictus (Asian tiger mosquito) is the source of this 1970-nucleotide messenger RNA. Its product is annotated as scoloptoxin SSD14-like. Gene Ontology annotation, biological process: glutathione catabolic process. The record is from RefSeq and is a predicted model, not a curated record. Gene Ontology annotation, molecular function: glutathione gamma-glutamate hydrolase. Bases 233 to 1942 code for a protein of 569 amino acids. Lineage: Eukaryota; Metazoa; Arthropoda; Insecta; Diptera; Culicidae. Gene Ontology annotation, cellular component: plasma membrane. The transcript is spliced from 4 exons.